AUGGGAAUUGUCCAAAAACAUGAGCUUGAGGCAUACUGGGAAACACACUGGCUCUUUGAUACACCCGGAUUUGCUAAAGUUAUGCAAAGAAAUCGGUUUGAAUUGAUAUUGUCAUUCCUACAUUUCAAUGACAACAGCCAGCAUGUGCCACGAGGUGAAGAAGGCCAUGAUCGGCUUUUCAAGGUGAGACCAGUAAUCGACAUGGUCAUUCCAAUGUUCAAGGACUUGUUUGUUCCCCAAAAGGAACUGUCACUUGAUGAAAUGACAAUAGCGUUCAAAGAAAGGAGUACACUCAAACAAUACAACCCCAAAAAGCCAGACAAAUGGGGGUAUAAGGAAUUGGCAUUGUCUGAGGCCAAAACUGGUUACGUUUUGAAUUGGUCAUUGUAUGCUGGCAAGGAUGACGAGAGAAACCCUGAAGAAUCUGCAACAUACACUAUUGUGAAAAACCUGUGUGUGAACCAUUUGGACAAGGGCAAUAUCAUUUUCAUGGACAGCUACUACACAAGUUAA
Molecule: messenger RNA, 513 nt
Organism: Gigantopelta aegis
Lineage: Eukaryota; Metazoa; Mollusca; Gastropoda; Neomphalida; Peltospiridae
Product: piggyBac transposable element-derived protein 4-like
Exons: 1
Coding region: 1-513 (170 amino acids)
Source: RefSeq, a predicted model, not a curated record